GAGUGUUGGUCACAUGCCUUUAAGUCAAUAUGCCAACAACUACAACGCUUAUCAGGAAAUGUGUAUUCUGGACUAUACUACAGUACUUCAUUGUGGUACACGUCACUGAGGGGGCCGACUUACUGUGCAAUGGGCCGCUUGGUUAUGAUGUCUCGGCUCUCCUUACCGGAUCUUGGACCUUCCAAGCCUCCAAUCAGAGCUGCCCGGCUAAACCAUCUAACGGCCGAGCCACGUGUAACGUCACUCUGGCCUUCUGUAAGAAGAUAGAGAAAAUUCCUGAGUGCAACGAAUCGUCCAGUGCAUGUGUGAAGGCGUCCAACUACACUGGGGGUAAUGAAAGCCAAACCUUCUCAAUUGGUGGAUAUACACCGAAUCCGUUCUCGCUAUCUGGGGGCGUCAUCGUGGCAACUUUUGCACCAGUCUUCCUAAACUAUAGCACCACGUGUGUUAACUUGACGACAGUAGUAAAGUUCCAUUGCAAUUUACAAUCAAAAUGGACAGCAGGAUCCCAAGGAUUAACUCCGAUCCCGAGGUCGGCAAACAUUAAACCAAAGUUUGAAAAAAAUCAAAAGGGUGAAUGUACAUACAUCAUUGAUGCAGAUUUUGAGGGGGCAUGUAUCAAUGUUGUCCCAUCCCUUCCCGUCAACGGGCUGGGUGCGGGGACUGUUCUCAUUAUCAUAUUUUUCGUUAGUAUUAGUGUUUAUUGUAUCUGUGGCUGUACCUGUAACUUUGUUCGAGGAUACAAAGGACCAGAACUCAUACCCCACUCCCAGUUUUGGAUUGACCUUCCCGUACUUAUUGCUGAUGGAAUGAUCUUUACCUUUAGAUGUUGCAGACAGGAGCCUACUGCAUAUGACAGCAUAUAGCUCUAUACGAUGUAGAUAAAGAAAAAUUAGUGUCGAUUUAAACAUUCCAUUCAAAGAUCUGGCUCCAGGGCCAUAAAACUUAAAUGAGCUCACUUUUGAUCUCAGCCUCACUUUCACCAAAAAGGGAUUAAUAGUGGAAAAGUGAGACUGAGAUUAAAAGUUAGCUUGUCUAAAUUUUAAGGCUCUGGACCCUGCAUGUGAUAAAAAACCCUUUUUACUUGACUCAUGUAAAUUUUGAAUAGAAUUCUUGCAAUUGGAACAUGAGAGAGAGAGAGAGCGAGAGAGAGAUGAAAACUUAAUUUGAAAAUUAAUGGUUAAAUUUCUGUUUGAGAGUUGUGUGUUAUAGAAGAGCAUAUAAACGGUUUGUUUGAGAUUUAUAAAUGACAUGUACAUGUAUAUUAUUCAAUUUUGUUUGGGAGAAAGAUCUUGGUAUUCAGUGGAGCUUCUUUUAUCCAGACAAGGUCCAAGGCCAAAUCGUCAUCAUUAAUUAAGUUAUUGUAAUAUACUUUAUAUUAUAGUUGAAUAAAAUGAAAAUAACUUUUUUCCAAAAAUUCUGUUCGGAAAUGGAAGAUUCCGGAUCAAAAAGACUCCAUUGAUCUUUCCUUGACAAUCGUACGCACAUAUAAUAACGUGGCAUAGAUAGGAGUAAAUGUGUAAGAAUACUUAGUAUAUAUAAUUUACAGUUCAUGCAUAAAAUACGUAAACAUGUUGAUUAUACCUUUAUUUUUAUAACAAAUACUUAUAUGUGUGUGUUAAUAGUAAUGUUUUAUAUUUUCUUUUAAUUUCUGGUUUUUCAUUUGUAAAAAAGAUUCACUAGUAUUUAGAAUUUUUUUUUUGAAUAAAAAAUAGAAAUAAAGUAAAAA
Messenger RNA from Saccostrea cuccullata (small rock oyster), 1729 nucleotides. RefSeq lists its product as uncharacterized. The record is from RefSeq and is a predicted model, not a curated record. Bases 30 to 866 code for a protein of 278 amino acids. The transcript has 6 exons. Lineage: Eukaryota; Metazoa; Mollusca; Bivalvia; Ostreida; Ostreidae.